AUGUAUGCUGAUGUGGAUGAUGGACAGAGAGUUUUUCGCCAUCGGUUUGUACGGGAUGUAAACCAUUACCCAGCAUUUGUGGGCAAAGGGCCAGGAAAAAGUCCCAGCAGAAAGGACACACUGGAUAUCCAGCUGCUCAUGACAUCAGACAGAACUCUCUAUGUUGGUGCUAGGAACCGUGUUUAUGCUAUCAAUCUGGGCCAAUCGUAUGGAGAUGAAAUUCAAUUUAGCAAGAGCAUAACAUGGGAACCCAAUGCAGCUGCUAAAGAGGAUUGCAGGGUACAUGGACGAAAACAGACGGAGUGUCAAAACUUUAUUAAGGUUAUUCUAAAGAGAAAGAAUGACAAAUUAUUUAUUUGUGGGACAAAUGCUUUCAAUCCUUUAUGCAGGCAUUAUAAGAUGGAUACCCUGGCGCCUCAGGGAGACAUCUCCAGUGGAAAAGGGAGGUGCCCUUAUGAUCCAAAGGAUUCCAAUGUUGCCUUGUUUGCAGAUGACAAUCUGUAUUCUGCCACAGUGUCAGACUUCCAAAAAACAGAUUCUCUCAUAUACCGGAGCCUUGGAGACAGUCCACGGCUACGGACAUUCAAACAAAAUUCAAAGUGGUUGAAAGAGCCUUCUUUUAUCCAUGCAGUGGAUUAUCAAAGCUAUAUCUACUUCUUCUUUGAAGAAGAAUCAGUAGAGUACGCUGGUUUGGAUAAGGUAAUGUUACCUAGAGUAGCUCGUGUUUGUAAGAAUGACAUGGGUGGAAACGCAGUAUACCUAGAAAAUGAAUGGACAUCCUUCUUGAAGGCUCGACUGAUCUGUUCUGUCCCUGGUGAUUCACCCUUCCACUUUAACAUGUUGCGGAGUGUUUCAGAUGUUGUAAAGCUUCAUGGUCAGGAUGUGGUCAUAGCAGUCUUCAACACCCCUAAAAACAGUAUCCCUGGAUCGGCUGUCUGCGCUUUUAGUAUUCAAGACAUUGAAAAGGUGUUUGCUGGGAGAUUCAAAGAACAGAAAUCUCCGACUUCAAUCUGGACACCAGUUCCUGAUGCCAUGGUGCCCAAACCCAGACUGGGUUCUUGUGCUGGCUCGGAAUUGCUUAAACACUACAAAUCAUCCCAUGAUUUUCCAGAUGACAGUCUAGAGUUUAUGAAAAAGCAUUCCCUCAUGGAUGGAUCAGUGGGCGCGGUCUCCCUCCAACCAUUGUUUCUGCAGACAAGAAUUUCAGACCGGAUACUCAAAAUCGCUGUAGAUAAUAAAGCUGGACCGAAAGGGGAUCAAACUGUUGUUUUCCUUGGAUCACAGAAAGGAUGGCUUUUGAAGAUAUUGGUCUGGCAAGGAAGCCCUGUUUUCCUGGAGGAGAUGAAUAUCUACAAUUAUAAAAAGUGCACCCUUGACGUUGGAAUAACUGAGCAAAAUAUUGUGGACCUGAAGGUGGAUAAGCCAAGCGAAACCCUUUACGUAGCAUUUCGAAAUUGUGUAAGAAGGGUUCCCCUGGGAAGUUGUGAGCGUCAUGGACCAUGCAAAAAGGCCUGUAUAGCAUCUAGAGACCCAUAUUGUGGAUGGGCAAAUGAGGCAUGCAUACACCUCUCACCUGGAACUACAGUUGAGUAUGAGCAAGACAUAGAGAAUGGCAAAACAGAUGGCCUGGAUGGCUGUUAA
This is a messenger RNA of Elgaria multicarinata webbii, 1641 nucleotides long. RefSeq names its product semaphorin-6A-like. Gene Ontology annotation, cellular component: plasma membrane. NCBI's taxonomy places the organism in Eukaryota, Metazoa, Chordata, Lepidosauria, Squamata, Anguidae. Bases 1 to 1641 code for a protein of 546 amino acids. The record is from RefSeq and is a predicted model, not a curated record. Gene Ontology annotation, molecular function: chemorepellent activity; semaphorin receptor binding. The transcript is spliced from 15 exons. Gene Ontology annotation, biological process: neural crest cell migration; positive regulation of neuron migration; axon guidance.